Tauraco erythrolophus (red-crested turaco) is the source of this 1131-nucleotide messenger RNA. The record is from RefSeq and is a predicted model, not a curated record. Lineage: Eukaryota; Metazoa; Chordata; Aves; Musophagiformes; Musophagidae.
GUAUUGUUGACAACUAGGCAAAUUCAGAAUACGCACACGGGACUGGAUUUGUCAGUGCCGGAAUACCAGGAAAUCCGUGGGAAGAUGAUGUCUGGCCACGUAGAGUAUCACAUUGUCGUUGUUACUCGACUGGCUGCCUUCAAAUCAGCAAAGCACAAGCCUGAAGAUGUAGUUCAAUUUAUGGUUUCCAAGAAGUACAGUGAGAUAGAGGAGCUCUACCAGAGACUGGCGGCACGAUAUCCACAGGCUUCUCUUCCACUCUUGCCUAGAAAAGUUCUCUUCGUGGGGGAAUCUGACAUCUGUGAACGAAGAGCUAUGUUCAAUGAUAUCAUGAAAUUCAUCUCAAAAGAUGAGGAUCUAGCAACGAGUCCUGAGUUACUGGAAUUUUUAGGAACAAAAUCUACUAGUGCCAUUGACUUCAAGAGUAAAAACAUUCCUGAUGACAAGGAGAAAGAAGGCGAAGAAAAUGACACAUUGGAUUUUUUCAGAGAGGAGAAGACAUCUGACUUAAUCUCACAGCUUUCAUCAGUGGAAAAUGCCAGAAAAGGGGAGAAAAAAGAAGAGAACGAGGAGGAAGAAGAGGAAGAAGAUUUAGACCCUCUUGGUAUAAUCAGAACUAAAAAAACAAAGAAGGCAUCUGUUCCUGCAACCAAGGAAGAGAAGCCCAAAUUAACCAUUUUUGAGGAGGAAAUAGAUGCAGAUGAAGGACUCUUUGGCCCAGAAGAAGAUUUCUCAUCAAUUGGUCCCAGGAAGAAGAUGAAAGAGAAUCUGAAAUUAUUUGAAGAUCCAGACCUUGGAGGGGUUGUCAGAUUGGGUGACUCACUACUGCUGCCAGCUGCCUGCAAGAGCGGAGGGUAUGUGCUGAACACAGGUGCUGAGGAGGACACUGAAGAACUGCUGAGAGUUGAAGAUGAUUUAGAGAACCUCUUGAAAGUAACCUCCAAACCAAAACCUAAGGUACCACCAAAACCACCAUUGCCUCAGAAGCCAGCAGUUGCCCCCAGGAACACUAAUGCAUCUCCACUGGCAAGGCCAAAGGAAAACAGGAUUCAGACAAUGAACGAAGUGGACAUUCUCCAGUAUAUCCAGGAAAAUGAAUCUAUCAACAAUGAAGAUACAAGUCUUUUUUGA